Molecule: messenger RNA, 840 nt
Organism: Colletotrichum orchidophilum
Lineage: Eukaryota; Fungi; Ascomycota; Sordariomycetes; Glomerellales; Glomerellaceae
Product: acetyltransferase
Exons: 4
Coding region: 1-840 (279 amino acids)
Cellular component (GO): cytoplasm
Molecular function (GO): aralkylamine N-acetyltransferase activity
Source: RefSeq, a predicted model, not a curated record
AUGCCUGAUGAGAAAGAUCCUCCGGCUGCCAAGGCGGACGAGGCGUCCGACUGCGCGAUCGACAGUUCUGAUGACGGCGACGACCAAUACAUCGAGGCCCAGAUGUCCCAGUCGGAGCUGAAGAAGAAGCAGCCUCAGCGUCUGACGAUCCAGGAUGUCGUUCCUUUCAAAUGGAGCCCUUUGGUGCUGCCUCUGACUGAGUCCAACAUCGAGUCUUGUGUCGCCCUCGAGGAUGCUGCGUUCUCCGAUCCAAGUCAUCGCGCUACCCGCGUGAAGUUCAUGUACCGCCUCGCGACCUGCUCAGACAUCUCUACAGGCCUCUUCUGCAGCGUUGUCCCCGCCGAGGCCGAGGCUUUCGACCUCUCGACCAUGAACGUCGCUAGUCCCGUCGAGACAGGUCGCGCCAACGGUGCCAGGCUGGUCCUCCUCGGCCACGCCGUUGCUACCCUCGGCGACGGCCCCGUUGUCAGCGAUGAUGACAUGGCCUAUCCGGACAAUUGGCGCGAUCAAAAGUCCGCCAAGAGCACGGAUCUCGGCCACAAAAUCAUGGGCCGUACCCUGUGUCUGCAUUCUUUCGCCAUCGACCCCAAGGUCCAGGGCUUGGGCCUCGGCAAGCUUCUCAUGAAGUCUUACUUGCAGCAGAUUAACAACUCUGGUGUUGCGGAUCGCAUUGCGCUGAUCUGCAAGGACUGGUUGGUUAGCUAUUACCAGCGCUUCGGCUUCAAACGUGUCGGUCCCAGCAAGGCAUCUUUCGCUGGCGGCGGCUGGAAUGACAUGGUCAUUGAACUCUCCGGUCCGCCCAAGAAGGGUCCGGAUGCUCUCAAGGCAUCCGCCGAGUAG